Molecule: messenger RNA, 1941 nt
Organism: Microplitis mediator
Lineage: Eukaryota; Metazoa; Arthropoda; Insecta; Hymenoptera; Braconidae
Product: organic cation transporter protein-like
Exons: 8
Coding region: 291-1859 (522 amino acids)
Biological process (GO): transmembrane transport
Cellular component (GO): membrane
Molecular function (GO): transmembrane transporter activity
Source: RefSeq, a predicted model, not a curated record
UGUAGUGAGGAUUUGUAGUACAGUGUAGUUUAUACCUGCGACUGGGAAGCAGCCGGAAGAGAUCGAGUAAAUCUAAAGUACUGACACUUCCGGCUGCAUUCUCAACAAAUUUAGUGUUAGUUUGUAUUUAAACUUGAGUAUUACCUGAUUUAGUACCCACGCAUCCUUUGAGCAGGUGAGGCCUGGCACAUUCGCCACCCACCAGUCAAACUUUAUGUUACAUAAAUCUGGUUUAUCAAAGUGGUAAAAUAAUUCAUUAUAACAGUCAGUGUCGUCAGUGAUAAUUUAUAAUGGCAGAUACUCAAAAAAGCGGCUUAAAAAUCAUAGAUCCUGUUCAGGAUGCGAUGGGAAUCAUGGGGCCUUGGCAAAUAAUGAUAACCAUAGCAAUUUCUCUCAUAAAUUUUCCCGCUGCGUGGAAUCAACUCGCGAUAGCUGUGAUCGCGCCUGGACAAAAUUUCACGUGCAUAUCGCCAGCGCCAAUCAAUCCCAAUGAUUCAAUGAUCAAAGCGUGUCUUGUAAAAGUAAAUCAUACUUUACCAGAAGUAAAAUGCACUGAAUUUACUUAUGAUCAAAGUGUUUUCAAAUCUACUAUCAUAAGUGAGUGGGAUUUAGUAUGUGAUCGAAAAAUACUAUUGAGUUUAGUACAAUCGUUAACACAACUGGGAAUUCUUAUUGGUAAUAUGGUAUUUGGUAUAUAUGCUGACAAGGUCGGGCGGAAAACUCCAUUGAUGAUUGCAGUGGUAAUUCAAGCUGUGACAGGAAUCAUAACUGCAUUUAUGCCGCUCUAUGAAUUAUUUUUGUUCUUUAAAUUCAUUUCCUCCAUUGCCACUGGUGGUACUAUGCUAAUUAGUUUUGUCAUUGUUAUGGAAAUCAUUGGUGUCGAAACGCGUUCAAAUAUAUUGACACUUUUUCACAUACCGUUUGUACUAGGAUUUUUAUGUGUACCAUUAUUUUCUUAUUUAACAAGGACAUGGGAUGGCUAUUGGUUGACAAUAUCUAUUCCGGCAUUUACGUUAUUGUCGUUUUACUGGCUGAUACCCGAAUCUCCACGCUGGUUAUUAGCUGUCGGGAAAGUUGAACAGGCACGGGAAGUUUUGGUAAAAGCGGCUAAAAGGAACAAAAUAUCUGAAGAUAAAGUCACUGCGGCAAUUGUAGCUCAUGAAAAUUCAUCAACAAAAGACACCAACACCUUCAAUGAUAACGGUAGUGAACAUAAAACCUACAAUGUAAUAGAUUUAGUGCGAACGCCAAACAUGAGGAUAAAAACUCUGUGUAUUGUUUUCAAUUGGUUCAAAUGUGGGAUGGUCUUCUUUGGUAUCGAACACUAUCUCGGUCAUUUGAGUGAAAAUGUGUUAAGUGAUCUCGCUAUUUCAGCUGCAUUCCAAUUCCCAGGACUACUACUCGUUUAUAUUUUGAUAUCACGCGUGUCACGUUUGAAAAUUUUAAUAGGCGCAAACGUUUUGUCGGGAAUAAGUUUACUGUUAAUUGUUGCAUUUCAUGAAAAUGAUACUGUUAAACUGGUACUAGCCACAAUAAGUCUUACCUGUAUGACUGUCAGCUUCCCUACAAUUUUCCUGUAUACCGGAGAGCUGUUUCCGACAGUCGUAAGAAAUAUUGGAUUUGGAGUUUGCAGUGUCGCUUCGAAAUUAGGCAGCAUGGUUGCACCAUUUUUAAUUGACAAUAUUGAUGAUUUAGCUGUUUGGAUAGUACCAGUUAUUUUCGGUCUUGGUCCUGUCCUCGGUGCCAUUCUCUGCUACUGGUUACCAGAAACAAUGGACUGUAAAUUACCCGAGACUAUUGAGGACGGAGAAAAUUUCAAAAAGCAAAGAAAGCGAACUUCAGCGAAGUGUCCAAUUUAAAUCAUUAAUGUAACAUAUGUAUAUUUGUAUAUUUGUUUGUCACAAUAAAAGUGUUUUAUUUUACAUUUCUAUAGUAAUUAUU